Molecule: messenger RNA, 5255 nt
Organism: Balaenoptera ricei (Rice's whale)
Lineage: Eukaryota; Metazoa; Chordata; Mammalia; Artiodactyla; Balaenopteridae
Gene: SNX19
Product: sorting nexin 19
Exons: 9
Coding region: 428-3133 (901 amino acids)
Cellular component (GO): early endosome membrane; intracellular membrane-bounded organelle
Molecular function (GO): phosphatidylinositol binding
Source: RefSeq, a predicted model, not a curated record
GUGGUCGCCGGUGCCCGGCCGGCCGGCCGCUUAGACCAGAGCCGGGUUGCGGAGCGCAGGCGCCCGGCGGCUCCAGCCUGGCGAGGGCCCCUCUGAGGCUGCGGAGGAGGCGCCGCUGCGUUCACUGCAGGUGGGACUCAGCGGGGCGGGGCGCAGCGCGAGCCGUUCCCGGGCGCCCCGGUCCUCGGCGUCCGUGAGUGUUCGGUGGGCCCACGGCCCUGCCCACCCUCUGAGGCCGCGGGCCGCCGCCCGGGCACCAUGAAGGCCGCAGGGUUUUCCUCGAGGGCCGCGCCCCGGCCGGAGGGGGCUGCGGCGAGGCCGAGCCGCCGAGCCGCUCCUGUCGCCGGGCCCUGCCUGUAGGACGUCGGGGCCCGCCGCCCGGCUCUCGUGUCCGCGCCGCAGUCGGCGCCCCAUCGCCGGCUCUGACAUGGAGGAGGGGGGAGCUGGUCUGGGAAGCCCCCUCCCGCUCGCCAUGAAGGCAGAGACCGCGACCGCGGCGCAGGAGCCCCCGGCCGGGCCCAGCCUUAGUCACCUGCUGAGUAGCCGGAAGCUGGUGGCCCUGGGGGCGGUGCUUGGCUGGCUCCUGGUCAUCCAUCUCCUGGUCAACGUGUGGCUCCUGUGCCUUCUGUCUGCGCUGCUGCUGGUGCUGGGAGGAUGGCUGGGCUCCGACGCCAUCGUGGGGCCUUCGGGUCGGCUGCACCUGGAGCGCUUCAUCCCCAUGGCCGUCUGCCCCCCAAACCCCGAGGCCGAGAGGCAGCUGGAGCAGGAGAUCGACCGCACCAUCCGGAUGGUCAUGCGGGACUUCGUGUCGUCCUGGUAUCGCACGGUGAGCCAGGAGCCCGCCUUCGAGGAGGAAAUGGAGGCAGCCAUGCGAGGGUUGGUCCAGGAGCUCCGGAGGAGGAUGGCCAGGGUGGACAGACAUGCUCUUGCCCAGAGGAUUCUGACUCUCUGUGGUUGUCACCUGCAGAGCUAUCUUCAAGCAAAGGAGGCCACGGCAGGGAAGCAGAGUGGCACAGGUGAGCCCUCCCAGCUCUGGGAAGCUUACUGCCAGGCCACCGCCCCACAUCCCGCAGUACAGAGUCCCAGGGCUGAGGUCGCCUACACACGUGGCAUCGUGAACGUGUUGCUUCGAGGCCUAGUGCCAAAGCCCCACUUGGAGACCCGGACCGGCCGCCAUGUAGUGGUGGAACUCAUUACUUGCAAUGUCAUCUUACCGCUGAUCGGCAAGCUCUCAGACCCGGACUGGAUCCACCUUGUGCUAGUGGGCAUCUUUUCCAAGGCCAGAACUGGCCCAGCAGCAGUGGGUAAGCCACUCUGCCCAGCCAGCGCCCUGGAACAGCCCUCAGUGCCCACAUCUCUGCCACUGAUUGUGGAGGUCCAGAGUCUAGCAGAUGCGAGAGCCCCUUCUCCAGCCCCAGUGCUCCUAGACUGUAGUGAGCCUUCACACCCCUCCCCAGAAGUUGAAGAAGGCCACGAAGCCCUGGAGGGAGAUUUGGGGGGAGUGCUAGAAGAGAGAGAAGUAGGAAACAACUCUUCUCACUUCCUGCAGCCUCUGUUCUUGUCCGAAGACGCAGAGCUGGAGUCUCCGUUGUCUGAACUGGGCAAAGAAGCCAUCAUGCUCAUGAACCCAGGCAACUUCCUCUCUGCCAGGAUUCAGGACUCCUUGUGUGCCCUAGGGGGUUCCCAGUCUCUGGAGUCUAAGGAUGAUGAGGGAUCCGAAGGGAUUGAAGGAGCAGAGGCUGAGGAGGGUCCAGGGACAGAAACAGAGACCGGCCUGCUUGUCUCCAUGCUGAAUUCCUGCCCAGAGAUCCACAUUGACACAGCAGACAAGGAAGUAGAGCAGGGAGAUGUCACCUCUCUUACAACUUUGCUGGCCAGUCCGGAAAGGAUGUGUCCCCCACGACCCUCGUGCUUAGAGAAAGAUCUCACCAACGGUGUGAGCUCCCUAGAUCCUGGUCUCCCACAGGUACUGCUCUCCUCCUCUCCACCUGGUCCCCUCAGCUCAGCCACCUUCAGCUUUGAGCCCCUGAGCAGUCCAGAUGGCCCCGUUGUCAUCCAGAACCUUCGUAUUACCGGCACCAUUACUGCUCGAGAGCACAGUGGCACCGGAUUCCACCCAUACACGCUCUACACGGUGAAGUAUGAGACUGCCCUUGACAGCGAGAACAGCAGUGGCCUGCAGCAGCUGGCCUACCACACCGUGAACCGCCGUUACCGUGAGUUCCUGAAUCUGCAGACCCGUCUGGAGGAGAAAUCCGAUCUACGAAAGUUCAUCAAAAAUGUGAAGGGUCCUAAGAAGCUCUUCCCAGAUCUUCCAUUUGGAAACAUGGAUAGUGACAGAGUGGAAGCCCGCAAGAGCCUCUUGGAAUCAUUCCUGAAGCAACUCUGUGCCAUUCCUGAGAUCGCUAACAGUGAGGAGAUGCAGGAGUUCCUUGCUCUGAACACAGAUGCUCGUAUUGCCUUUGUCAAGAAACCGUUCAUGGUCUCCAGAAUAGACAAGGUGGUGGUGAGCGCUAUCGUGGACACCUUGAAGACAGCAUUUCCUCGCUCUGAGCCCCAGAGCCCCACAGAGGAGCUGAGUGAGGCCGAGACAGAAAGCAAGCCCCAGCCAGAAAGCAAGAAGGCUACCAAGUCCAGACUGAGGUUCUCAUCCAGUAAAAUUGCUCCAGCACUGAAUAUAACUGAGGCACACGAGAAGAUUCUCUAUUGUCUCCGGGAAGGCAGUGUGGAGUCAGAGAUCCUCUCCAUGUCUGGGAUGGAAUCCUUUAUUGAAAAGCAGACAAAGUUACUAGAAACGCAGCCAGCAGAGGCCCCAGGAAAAGGUUCUGAACACAUCUCCGAGGGAUGUGUGGAUGACUGCGUGUCAGAUACAGCCGUGCCGGCCCGAGACCUCAGCAACAGUGAUCCCGGAACAGAGACAGAGUUGGCUGACACAGCCCUGGAUCUGCUUCUCUUGCUGCUGAUGGAACAGUGGAGCUGGCUGUGUACGGAGAACGUGCAGAAAGUUAUUCAUCUCAUCUUUGGGACCCUGAUUCAGAGGGGUACAGGGAUGAAGAGUGCCUGGAGAGUAUCACCUUGUCGUCUAAAGCGUGAAUGGGUCUGCUUCUGUAAGACUUCUGGCAUCAUCUACUGAAUGACAGGCACCACCUGUGAUCUCAGAUACUUCAGCUGAACUCUUCCUCCUCUAGGAUCAAUUCUCCACCCAGUUUUACCCCCAGGCCCUAUACCUUUCACCUUGUUACAGUGGAUGUGUCUCUUAACUAACAGUGUAUAGUCACUGUGACGAUAAGCAACGAGAAAGACAAGGAGAAAACUGGUCAGUGCUCAAAAUAAAUAUUAUUUUCUCCAGGAGGGGUGUACAUAUUCACUACUGAAGAAGCACUUACUGACACAGGAUGGUAAGGAAUAAAAGGAUACUUAGAUUUAAAACUUGAAUUUUAUAAUUCAGGCUUUGUGAUCCCAACACCACUUGAAUCUCCUGAAAGAUUUGUACAUAGAUGGAGUUUUUAGCUCCUGACUUCCUAACCAUGAAACUGAUGCAAGCCUUGCUGAACUGAAGAAGGCCAGAGACACUGUCUCUGAACCAGACAGACACAGUAGUGCUUGAGCUUUGGCCACUCUUGCAUGAGACAUCCUGGCAGAUCCCAGAGUAAGAAGAAGCCAAAUCCUGAACUCUUCUGUUAGCAUGCGGCUCAUGCUAAUAGGCCACUCCAAAAAUACAAAUAAAAACUUAAAGAAUUAUGUAUCUAUUCUGCAACAAGUAGGAAAUCCAUUAACAACAAGCAAUUAAAUUGCCCCUUCCACACUUAAAGUUACAUAGGAUCAGGGAGUCUUAGUAAGGUUUCAUCGUGAGGAAACUAAGUGAAAGAAAAGGAUGCACGUUUAUAUUUGCUGAGUGUUUAUCAAUUCCAGCACCUGACCUCUGUUGACGUAUAUUUUCUUACAGCAACCAAGUGAGGUAGGUAGCCCCAUUUCACAGAAUAAGAAAGUAGAGCUUGGCAAGGUCGGUCAGCAUACCCAAGGCCAUAGUUAAUGACAUAGUGGAAUUUGAAACUGGAUGUGCACAACUUCAAAGCCAAUGUGCUUCUUCCUAUGUAUCGCAGCCUGAAGACCAGUCUCCGUGUGAAGCCCACGUAUAAAAUGCGGACUGGUCUCUGCCUCGCUUUCACCCUUGUCCCUCCUCCAUACUCAGUUCUGCCUCAAGGCUGCUUUUUCUGAAAAGCAAAUAUGAACAUAUAUCCUGUACUUAAUAUCCAUCAGGAUGCUCUGUUGCCUACAAGAGUGAUUUUUCCAACAUGCUUUCCAGAGUUUUAGGGUUCCACAGAGGCACUUCAGAAGCCAACUUGGAAGCCGGGGGGAAAACCGAGUGGACCAUUUUGAUCAGUUUAAUAGACUGGGGGUCUAGGUAAGGUUUUGUUUGAAAAAGGGCUCCACUGUGUUUAAAAUAUAUAUUCAUUUAUUAUGGUAAAAUGCCACCUCCUUUCUUAGGUGAUCGGGCCCCAGCCUUGUCUCCAGCUCUCCCCGUGCGCGCCGUCCCCCGCGGCCUCAGCGCUCUGUGGGCGCUUUUCCUUCAGGCCUCUCUUCGUCCUCUUGUCUCUGCCUCAUUGUCUUCUUCACUCGUUCUUUUCCUGCUCUCUCCCUGUGUCCUAAACUUCCCCUCUUCUUGUCUGCUUGGCCUACUGCUAAAUAUUUUUCAAAAACCAACAUUCAACGUCAUUUAUUCUGUGAAACUUUUUAUGGCAUCCUCUCCCAUUUUUCCCUGGAUCUAAGGAGUCUUCUUCUCUAAUCUCAAAGUUUUGAUAAUAAUACUUAACACAGUGUAUUAGAGAAAUGGUCUACUUUCCUAAAACCAGUGAUUCAUCCAGCGUAUCAGUUUUCCCCCAGGGUAUUUGGUGACAUCUGGAAAUACUUUUGGUUGUCACAACUGGGGAGGGAGGCAGGCUGUGGCUAGAGGCCACGGAUGCUGCAGAGCGCCCUCUCCGCCCCAAACAGCAACGAGUUAUCCUGCCCCAAAUAGGAUGCAUCUACGCCCUCAGUAGUGCAGAGGCUGAGAAACCCUGCCCUAGACCAGUGGUUCUUUAAGGGCCAGAACUGGCUUAUGUCCCCAGCAGCUUCCACAGGGCCUGGGACAUAGAAGAUGCUCAUUAAAGAUUGGACAAAAGAAUAAACAUUUCCCUUCUCAAUACCUUUACACUGGAAAGUAGAGUCUUCGUAUGUUUUGUUCAGUCACGUGUGAAUGUUGCUGAUUGAGGCUU